AUGGAUAAAUACAAACGACCAUUUCCAAAGUUGCUCCUGGACAGAAAAGGCGACCUUGACUGGGGAAACUUGAAAGCGUUUAAUCUUAACAAGUAAGUUUCUCCGUUUAGGGCCAUGUCGAGUCAUUUCCAUUGUCUAUAUUCUCCCAGACAUGCAAUCCGUUGGGAAACGCCCAGACGUAAGUUGUUUAGAACCCAAACAUACACAUUUCAGUAGCGGGUUGAACCAGAUUAGAUCAACAGAAAACAUUUAAUACUCACUCCCCGACUAACACGGUCUUAGUCCAUAAUAAUCUACAUAUUCUGGCAUACACUCCAAAUGGAAAACCAUGACUGUAUUUACCUAUAAAGGUAUCCCUUAGGUUUUGUAUGUACGUGACGAAAUAUGGUAGGGUCUCCCUAGCGGGUAGGGGUCAAAGAAAGACUGAACAACGUCCAAAUCAGGGCGGAUAAAGGUUGGGCGGUGAAACGAGCGCGUCCGAGCAAAAAGGUGUGAUGCAGUGAACUGGGACUCUGCUUAGAAAUGUCGCUUGUUUUCGACUUCGGUCAGGGCUUGCGAUGUGGUUUGUACAUUAGACGUGAUUAGACAUUGUCGCUGUCACCGAAUUGUGGCAGCUUGAUUUGUUUUCUUGCACUUCUUCCUCGUUCCUUUGUGCCGGUACGCUGUCUCCGAGAGGCAAAUGUUGCUAUUUUUUGCGGGAGGUUUAGUUGGAGUAAACAAACAUCUCUUUCAAAGGGUUUCUUUUAUUACUUCUAUGACUCUACCACUGAAUCUUAUUUUCGUUCUGCUACUCGCCAAUGUCGAUGUUAUUCCAAAACAAAAACAACUAAGUACUGUCUAAAACACGAAGAAAAAUCUCAUCCAUGUCAUCCAUGGCAAAACUAAAAGACAGCAGAUCGUGUUUCAUAACUAGAUGACGUGUAUUUUAUAAAUGCGUGCAGCUCGUGCAAGAUGAAAUUAUGCUAAUUUCAAGCACCAUCAUCCUUCUUUUUAAUUUUGAAAAAAAACAUCUCAUACGUCUUUCUAUUUCUUCGAAACUUCAAAAAUUAGUUUCCCCUCAGUUUUUAUCGUUUACCUUGUUUUGUUUUAGAGAGAAAAACGGAGAAAAAACCUUACAACUAACCUCAGUAAAUUUUGUUUACAUGCAGUUGCCGGAUUUGCAACCCAUUGCGCGAAUUGCCAUGGCGCGUUGCACCCGAGAAGCAAAGUUUGAAGAAGUACAACGCCACUAUAUCAAUAUAUAUCAAUCUAAUUUUUUGUUACGUUAUAUAAAAUUUAUCCCCCUUUAACAUAUGUAAAAAUUGAGGUUAAGAAGUGUUAAGCUUUUGCAAACGAGACGGCGAAAGACAAUUAGGUGAUAUUUAGUGGAAGGAGGAGGUAUUCAACACUUUCAAAUUAAACUCAAAUUUCGGCAUUUUACGACCAACAAGUUUGACUUAUAGACGUACAGACACAAACAUAUAAAACUGUUUAUUGAUAUUGUUAUGAAACAAAUUUAUUUAUUUAACACUGUAGCCUGAAAUUACAGAAAGAAAAUAGGAUUUCCGGUUUGCAAAAAGGAAAAUUUCGCCGGCCUUAAAGCGCACCGGAAGCGCGGAAAGAGCGCUCGUGCCAGUCCUACUCCGCAUCACACAUUAAAUGAAGAGCGGAGCGCUCGUUUCACCGCCCAACCUUUAUCCGCCCUGGUCCAAAUAGAUCUUAUGCGCGAUACCCGCCGUCUUUGCACGCGCUUUAUAAGGACUGAUGGGAUAAAAAUAAUGUCACGUGGUUUCUCAGGAGGCAAACAAGUGAUACAAUUUGCCAAUGCAAGAAAUCGCGGUCGAGUUUGUUUAUUUUAGCGAACAGAAAAUGAAGAACUUUUUAUCUUAAGGCAAAUUAUCGGUGGAAAUGAUCAUUGUUACUUUUUCCUUUAGCGACCGUAGAUGUCCUCACAGCAAGUUAUGAUAACGUAUUAAAAACUUGUCGAACUUCGAAAUUUUCUUUUUUUCAUGACUAUUAAAUCAUCGUCUCGCUUGGAGAGAAUAAACAAACUCGAGCGCGAUAACUCGUAUUAGCAAAUUUUGUCACUUGUUUGCCCCCUGGAAUACCACGUGACAUUGCUUUACUCCCAUCAACCCUAAAGCGCUUGCAAGGAUGGCGGGUAACAUGAAUAAGGUCUAUUGGUUUCGUUAAUUCAAAUUUUUCUUUGAGAACCUCUAUUUCUUUCAUAUGGAAGUCAUUCCGGGAGAGAGGGGGCAGACGAAAGUUUAUUUUGUAACUUGGCUUGUUUUGUUUUAGUUUGUGUUGUUUUAAUCUGUUUACCGUUUAACAACAACCUAGAAGAUCUAAAGAAUUCGUUUAUACGGGUCCUUACCCAAAAAGCUCAAAAGAGGGAAAAACCAGGGGAGGGGAGGGGUGAACGGAGAAAUCAUUACCGGCUUAAGGAAAGAACUAGCACCGAAUCAACCGAUUUAUGCUCGUUACCUCGAACCCUGGGCUCCGAAAUACAAGCCUGUAUCAAAUCUACGCAGGGCUCGAAAAUUGGUUGAGUUCUAGCUUGUACUUUGGACAAUCAGCUGUCACAUUUUAAUUGCCAGGGGCCAAUUAUUUUUUGUCUUAGUUAAUGAUUAUUUUAGAGAUUGACUUGCCUAGCCCUUACUCAUUGGGCAAGCAUCCUUAACAGUCACUUGCGAAAACCUACUUGACUCCUUCUUGUCAAGGACAACCGGACAGGAGUUUUUGCGAGCCCUGUUGGGGUAUUAUUUUCUUCACUGCCCCAUCCUUGUUUCCCUUCCUCCCGCAGCCUGCGUAGCAGGCCCAAGAAAGAACGGGUGCGCGAGAGACACACUUCUUCUCCCCUCGCGUGUCUCCCUCUACCGCGCUCGUUCUUUCUUGCGCCCACUAUUUCCAAGCGCCUGCUACGCACGCUACUCCCCCCGGGAGGGGUUACCCUUUUAUAUAAGCCAUAUAGGUACCUUAUUACAUGAAAUUUUCGCGACAUGUUUAUUUCGCCAUUUUGAUGAGCGCACAUUUCGCGACACUUAAAUUUGCGAAAAUUGUAUAUUUUGAAUCACUUUAAUUUCGCGCUUUUGAAUUCAACAAUUUACAUUUCAUACGCAAAGUUAUUUAACAUGUCUUGGAAUUUAAAUAAAACGACCUUAUCAAAGGAACAAUAAAGUCAAAUUCAUGAAGAAAAACGCAACAGAGGGGACUUAAUGUCAACAGUAACAACAAAGCACUUCUCACAAUGUCCACAAGCAGUUCAUGCUUGUACGCAAUUAUUGUUCUUGAGUCAAUUGACCACAACAUCCAUUUACACUGAGCAUUUCAAAGAAAAGUAAAAAGUGUGAUUUGUAAACGUUUCAGUGAUAAUAAACUCGUUCUUUCUCUAUAUGUACAAAAUGUGAGUCACUUAAUUUUCGCGUCGCAUGUUAUGUUCGCGACACUCAUUGUUCGCGUCACUUUCAUGUCGCGAUUUUUUUUGUAUCGGGCUUUAAUUGCACUUCGCUUUUAAAGUACAUUAUUCCAUGCAUGGGGGGUUUUCCCACACCAAAAACCCGGAAAAACCAGACUUUUGCCGCUAUGUGAAACGGGUAAAAACAGACCUUAGCCCAUAAUAAAACGAGGGAACUACUGGAGUGCAUGGACUUAGUUUUCGUUUCAAUUCCAAUGAAGAAGGAAAUAGAAAUACGCGAAUUCGAAAUGCGUUUGAAGAAUUGUUUUGUUUGCGCUCUAAUCUAAGAAAUGAUGACUUAAUCAAUGCCUAUCUAAAAGCCAGGUCUGGAAAUGGGUAUGGAUUUUAGAGGUCUGGUCUUUAAAUGGGUGUGGAAAAGGACAAUUUUUGCUCGGAACUUGAUAGGGUUAUGAUUUGGAGAACCGGGCGGCACACCCCACCAAGAUUUCCCAGGAGUAACCCCCGGGCCCCUCCUGUUGGUCUCCCUCAACCAAUAGGCGUCCAGAGUAGCCUAUAACUCUGAGUGAGCAAAUUCCAUGUACUCUUGUCACUGCUAUUUCACCAACCAGUUUAUGUUUAGAAUAAAUAUGGUGCGAAUUUAGAUUAUCUUUCAGGUCCCACAAACCAGUCAGCAGACGAGCAGACCUGAAAAUGGUAUAUUUUUUAGCUUUCAAAGACGUUUAGUUUUCUUUCCUUUUUCAUGUCUUAUACUCAGUCAGAUACGCGCGAUCAUAGACGGAGCAGAGCUUCCAUUUUUCGCGGAAAAAGAGUUCUCAAAUGUACCAGGUCCUAAAGAUAAACCGGUCCGUAAAAAAAAUGCCGUGCCAGAGGUCUGAUAUGGGAGUUGCUCACUUUCGGUCAUGGGCUCCCAACGCCCAGUUAUAUCUUAAGCGUUAUUGUAAAGCUAAAACUUCCGAAGCUUUUUUCAACUUUUAACAUUGAACAAGCCAGGGAAAAUUGGUCGACUUCGCUGGAAAGAGCGCCAUUAAAGUUAAUAAACUUGCCUAUUUGUUAACCCUUUCACUGCCAGAGUGUUUGAGGGGGGUUGUAAGGUGACUCUAACUUUUGAGUCUAAUGGACGAAAUCCUAUGAUGUAACCAUUCAGAUGAAAGCUCUCUGCCUCUGCUUUCACGUGAUGCCAUUUGUUUCUCAAAAUAUUAGAAAAUGAAAUUUGAAACUUUGGUCGAAAUUUGCCUUUGGUCACAUUUGGCAGUGAAAGGGUUAAAAACUGACGAGGAUACACUUCCUCAAAGACGCCAAAUUUUACAGACCUUUUGUAUUGCGGGGGAAACAAUCUGGCCCACACCAUACCAGCGUCUUUAAAUUUUAGCAACUUUCCAGAGCUAUACUCUUCGCUCGUUUUAGAAGUAUCACUCUCAAAUUUAAGCUUUACUUAAUAUUUCAAGAUGUUCUUUCCAGUAGUGGUCCAUGUCAAAAGCUGAAAUAACCAUGCAAGGGUCUAUUGGUUUGUUUUGUCUACAGGUUGGUGAGGGAUUGUGCUAAGGCAACUUUGAAAGCUGGCUACAAAUAUUUUGGCAUUCAGUUCUGGGCCGAGUGUUGGUCCGGAGUGGGUAAGAUAGCCUAUGAUGCUGUUGGCGAAUCAGACAAAUGCUUUGUUCAUCCGUUUUCCCAAAAGUGUGAUGAUUCACCAUGCUUGUACUGUGCAGGAGCAAACGGAGUGAACUACGUAUAUAAAAUCAAUUCGUGAUUGCCCUCCUCAUGCAGGUAAAAUAACAAAAACCAACAACUAUAAGAUCAAUUGAGAAUUCCGGUUAACUGACUACCUACCCCUCCCCUAAGUCACUAUUUUGCCUUAAGUGAGAAGUAAGUGUUGAAGUUGACUUAGGUCGGUGGAGGUAGGGGGUAGCUACAUAGGUUGUCAGUUGCUCAGAAAAUUCAAUUGAUCCGCACUAUACAUACAUUUGUCAUUUUCCAAAACAGAGUUUUAGCAUGGGCCCAUUACCCGGAGCGAACACCAUUCAUGUACUAAAACGAUUUUAGCGCGGGCGAAUUAUCGGGAAAUGGUCAACAUAACGAAAUUGGACUGGCAAAGAUCAAAGUACACUGUUCACAGUCCCCUAUUUUUCCGUAAGAUCGCCGAGAUCGAGCGCUUUGCGCUAAGGGUAGCCAUCUUGGACGAGUCUCAAAACUACUUAGGUAGCGGGGGGUGGUAUUUUUGACACUCGUUCAAGAUGGCUGGCCGUAACGCAAAGCGCUCAAUAUCGGCGAUGUAACGGAAAAAUAGGUGACUGUGAACAGUCUAAGAUGAAAGUUUUAGUUUUCAGAUGGGAAUUGCCAUGGCAACUCCGCAAGUCUCCCGUAAAAGUAACGGUAAUAGUAAAGAGCAAAGCAACAACGAAGGCGAUGGCUACUUUUCGGAAACGCAACUUAAAAGUGAAUUCGAGCUGCUUCAAACUUUAUCCUGCUUAUUAGUCAAAUUCGUCAAAUUUUGGCAAAUUUUUCUGGAGUUGCCUUGGGACUGUGUCAAAGUUAGGGAAAAAGAAAAGGAAAGUCGUUGACUUGUGUUCAUGUCCUCCAAAAAUCCGUGAAAUUGGACAAUUUCAUGAUGUAGUCUUGCAGCGCGGGCAAAGAAAUGUACAAAAAAAAUAAUGCACCUGCCUAGUUUGCUAAUCUUAACCUUUUUUUCCCGUUCUCCUUACCGUCGUCGUCAACUUUGCUUAAGCUCCCUAGUAUUUCAAGGUGCGUUUAGCCUUUCUUUCCCCGCUUUCGCGCUUUUCUCCCUCCCCCUCCCCUCUCCUUUUUGUGGCUGCCACACAGGCUAAGAUGCGUCUUGCUACCAAACCGGGAUAGACAUUGAGCAUAUGAAUCUCAUUUGACCGCUUGGUCUCCAAAUAAGUUUUAGCUGGAAGAUUGACUACCCAUUGUCAUGAAUUAUAGGUAAAACGCACGCCAUACUUCCAGAAAGGCAAAUUUCAGGGAUCUUCGAUGCAUAUUUUAAUCGCAGAAGACCACUAAAUUUGUGAAAUGGAUAGCUUUCAAUUUCAUUAUCAUGUUUCCAUUUUUUCACCUAAUGGAUAAAUUACCAUCGUUAUUAAAUCUUUUCGUCACUCAAAAGUGACGAAAAUAAAUCUCUUCAAAGGCUUUGCAUCAUUUUUCUCUCCUCUGAGUACGUUUCCUAAGAGGCAAGGUGAAUUAAUAUUUUAUGAACAACUAUUCACGGCUAAAAACGUUGUAUUUUUCACUUAUUAAAAUACUGUACUGAUAAAUUGGUUUUGCAGGGAUCCCACAUCAAAAGGGAAGCCACGAAGCAAAGGGAAUUAAAACUGGUGUAA
Molecule: messenger RNA, 6726 nt
Organism: Porites evermanni
Lineage: Eukaryota; Metazoa; Cnidaria; Anthozoa; Scleractinia; Poritidae
Source: the annotation of a GenBank genome assembly